AUGACACCAAUCCUGCUCGACGCCUGCCUGGCCGCCUCGAACCGACUGCACGGUAUCUACGUGGAAAGGGUGUCGUCUAUAGACUCAGCCCAAGCUGAGUUCAAUCUCCUUGGCGUCAACAUCACCAACCACGCCACGCAUCCAGCCAUCCGACUCGACGCGUGUGAGAACGCGGAAAUCUACCUGAACUCGUGUCACAUCUACGACAACCAUGACGGUGUUCUGGUCAUCGACGGCCCAAGCGACACUUGCGAGAUCAAGCUGUAUCGCGGGAAUUUUACAAGGAACCGAGGCCCUGCGCUGCACCUGGAAACGUUGACUCACGGUACCGUACACCUCGAGCAGAACACGUUCGCCUCAAAUCACAUGAAUGCUAGGGCGGAUCGAGAGGCUCUCGUUAACGUGAAUGCAGGACCAGGCCCCGCCCCACCCUCUACAAUCAUCAGCGGUAACAACUUUUUUGCGAAUCUGGCAUUUAACGUCAUCUACGCGGACGUGGUCGCCGCGAACAUCUCGCAUAACUAUUUCAAUAAUCAAAGGUCGAAUUGCGAGGUGACGAGCGGCCCCAGCAGGAAGCCAUCACUCGAUGAUAUCCGGCUAAAUCACUGGGCGCUAGGUUCCGAGAAGGAGAUUUUACUCCGAAUCUGCGCCAUCAGUGCCGACGCGAACUCGGCGGCCCUCUAUCUGCCGUUUGCCAACUACACGGGCGGACUUUUGAUUCAGGACAAUCAACCGAUUCCUCCCUUCACCCACCUCUACAACACGAUCCCCAACAAUGGCCGCGCUUAUGUCGUCGCCGAAAACAUGACAAUCCCCGAGGACAAGGUGGUCAUCAUCGAGCCCGGCGUUCAGAUACGAUUUCUAAAAGACGCCAAAUUGAUCGUGCUUGGAAAACUAUAUGCGAAUGGCUCGGCGUCCACACCGAUAAAGCUGGGCGGAAGCCAAGAAGGGGCCCAAUGGCCUGGGAUAGAGCUGACGCCAAACUCGACAGCCAUCCUCUCUGGGGUCCAAGUCCAAGAUGCCAUCGAUGGAAUCGUUGUCGACACACCAAAUAUCCUUUUUGAGAAUUUGAAAAUUACAAACCCAACGGAUGCCGGAAUUGUGUUAACCAAGAAUUCGGAGCCUGUCGUCGAUCUGGGUGGUACCACGGUAACCGGCGCUCAGACUAUCGGCCUUUACGUGGAGGAACGAGGAAAUGGUGUCAAAAUUAGCAAUUUAAAAAUUGAGCAGAGCGACGGGAUCGGUGUGAAUUUUGAGAAACCGAUUGGCAACGUGACUCUGGAGAAUGUAACGUGCGGCGCCGUCCCCUCCAACCUGCGCAUCAUCGGCGCAAAUUUCGUGGAGAACACAGCACAACCGCUGAAGCUCGACCUCGGAGAAUGUGCCGGGGCUCAGCUUCUGGCCAACUCGGUGGAGCGGAACAGUGCCGGGCCCGACGACGCGCUGCUCAAGAUUGGGAUAUCACCGAAAAUUGAUGAUAACCCCAUCUCAAAAGUGGCCAUAUUCGCCAACAAAUUCAACGGUAACACGGCUUCGCGUUCCACCCUCGAGCUGAGCAACGGUUCCGGAAAAAGGUUCAACGGAACACUCUAUGGCAACACUUUCACCGGAAACGCUAAUAACGAGGCCGUGCUGGAGGUCGAUUCCAAUAGCUAUAGAAUCUACGGCAACGAAUUCCGGGACCCUCAGACUCCCUUUGAGGUCUUGUUCACCGGAGCUGGGCAACUGCACCUCGGCGACAAUGUGUGGGGCACGCAGGCGAUUGAGGCGAUUAAGCAGAAGAUAUCGUGCAGCGAGGAGCGACGGGUUUGUGAUGGAAAUGACUGCUCUUUGGAAUUGUGCUCGACGAGGAACUGCGAACACGGGUUUUGUGAGGCCGGCAUCUGUAAAUGUGAACCUGGCUGGACGGGAAAGCACUGCAGCCUUGGUCAAUGUGCCAACGAGUGCUCCUACAGCGGGAUAUGCGUCGGGCCAGCUCAAUGCAAAUGUUUUGCUGAUUAUGCAGGCGCUGAAUGCGAGAAGUGCGCGACGAAGGAGUGCGUCGGUUGCGAGCCCGAAUGUAAGCACGGAGUAUGUGAUGCCGAGUCCAGCACUUGCCGAUGCACCAAUGGCUGGACUGGGGCGGCCUGUGAUGUUUGCCCGACCAAUUCCUGCCCCACCGACAGCUCCAUUUCCUAUAUUCUGCCCCAAAAGGCGGAUGUUGGCCAGGGAAAUGGGAUAGUCAGUGUGUACGGCCAGGAUUUGCCGAGUGACGCCACCUAUCGCUGUCUCUACGGUACUUCCACAGCCCCCGGAAAAUACAUCAACAGUCACCUCGUCAGGUGUAGCCUACCGGAAGACAUGCCACCCGGUCGCCACGUCUUCAGUCUACAGCCUACAGGCUCGCUGCAAAACAUUGGCGGCCACGGGGCCGUCCAUUUCACCUUCACCGAAAAGGCGCCCGACAGCUGCAAGGGGGCCGCGCUGGGCCCGUUGUGCGUCUGCGAGCUAGACCAAACUGGACCUUUUUGCUCGACGGUUGAACUGCUCGCCCCGGUUGACCGGACUUUUAUCAAAAACCAGCGGGCGAACGAAGCCGUUGAAGGGGAGCCGUAUGUCGUGCAUCUUCCAGUGGUUCCCAACUCGGUCGUCAAGCUCUCCUCAACAGCCCCUGGGUUACGCUAUGAUGCUGGUCAGAAUACGGUAGAAUGGGACCGGCCUCUAGGCUCUUCCGAGGCUUACCAGGUGAAGCUCGACGUGUUGACCCCCGCCAAAUCCGAAGCUAUCGAAUGGGAAAUCGGUGUUGCGCCCAGCUACCAGGCUACGGUCGAAGGCACCGAGAUUGUCGGCAACACGCAAAAACGACGAAUUUACGGGCGAAUCGACAAGCCGCUCGCCAAUCGCCCGGUCGCGAUCCGUAUCAGACGUCAAGAUGCUGACCUCGGCGUCGAGGAAUAUACGGUAAUGACGGACGAAAGCGGUCGUUUCUCCUUCGAGUACACCCCACAAUAUGGAGGUGUCUAUGCCGUGACGGCCCACCAUCCUGGUGUGAAAGUUGACGAUUCGAGCAAUGGAGUCGAGUUAUCGUGGGCCAAUCCCUCGGUCAAAGUCACGUAUCACGAUCGGCCAACGAUUGAGGAGCUGAAGCAAGGGCUGGAAUUUGAGGUCCAGAAUACCGGUGACGGCGUGCUAUCAGGCUGGCAGAUACCACCCUCCAUCGGUCCCCGCGAGGCCGCACGUAUCAUCGUGAAGUUCGACAUCGACGAUGGCUUCUCCGGGCCGAUUACCUUGAUUUUGGUAGCGGAUGGGGGUUUUAGCUAUGUGAUCAGACUGGCAGUGACUACGAAGAAAGCGAAAGGUAUAUUGACUGCAAUUCCUGAGUCGCUCGUUGUGCCGCUGGUGUAUAAUGCACUGCCGACUAUACAGGUACGGCUCGAUACUUCGGGUACGACCUUCUACUCGCCGAUCGAGUUGGGCUACGACACCCGGCCAAGCCCUUUCUAUUUGAUCGGAUCGGAUCCACCGUUGAACGACUACGCUGAGUAUUCGAAUAGCGUUUCCGGACUGACGCUGACCCUUGGCGCCUCGCCAAGCGGAAACAAGCAAAACGGAACUAUCAGGAUAGUCUAUCGCACUGAUACGAUCCUCCGCAUACCGUACACCUUUUCACGGCGCGAGACCGAGCUGUUCAACCUGGCCAUAUGCCUGAAGGAUGAAAACUUCCUAAACACCGUUUCCGCGGCCGCAAACGCCCAAAUCGACUUGGUGAACAGCCUCAGCAAGGCGGUGAUGAACCCCCGGGGUGCUGUAGUUAAUGGACCCCCACAAAUCUUCACCCUCUACCCCGGCUACUAUCAGCUGACCAUCUACUCGGAUUCGCAUGAGAAGUACGAGGAGCCAAUCUUGCGCUCCCCUCUUCCUCAACUCCUCUUCGACCCUUCAGUGAUCCAAAUCGGAACCUCUGAGCUCGAGCUCUACGCUGAUGGGCCGGCUAGCAAGGACACGUUUGUGAUCCUCCACGCCUUCGAGGACGACAAUAUAAAAUUGGAACCUCCCAAAUCGGCGCUGGUGAUGGGCGGAUCAACACGGGCCGAGCUGGCCGUAAACCGAGCGGGCAGGUUAUUUAGCAACAGUGCCAAAUGUGAAGCAAUACUGCUGCAAAUCCCGUACCGUGUGGCCAGGAAUGGAUCGAGGGAAAUCGGGCUUGAGGCUCAGCUGAUAUUGGCGAAGACGGAGAAGCCAAAAUUAUUGUGCGACGCCAACUUCGAUCGGACCACGGUCGCAAGCAAAACCAUCGUCCAGUGCAACUGCGCGGCUGCGGUGCGUCGCGAGUGCCGCGAAAAAUACGAGAGCCCAGUGGCGUGCGGUCAGGGUUGGGCCAAGGUUGCCGACGACACCACGUCGCUUGAGAAUCUGGCGAUGAUUCUCCACCUUGUCGCCGAGUGUCAGCAGGUGCAAGUGUACUUUGAGGACUUGCUGACGUCAGUUUCCGAGCAAAAUGACCCCUCCUCGGAUGCCAUCGACGCCCAGGCCAUCUCUUACGCCGCGCACUUUAUGCAAUUUUUGCAGAAUUUGGAGUCAAUCAUCCCCUUCGAUCAAUUGCGAGCGAUCAGCGCCCAGGAGUGGAACAAGUUUUUCAAGGCGAUCUCCGACUCCUCGGCCGGAGGCCCGGCAAUUUGGAAGACCGAGAAGCUGGAGUUGGGCCAGAAAGGCUCGGCUGUCGAAAACCUGGCUGCGACGUGGAACAACUCGGUGACGGAGUGGACGGCGGGGAAGAUUUUGCCGUUUGAGGCUCUCCCGAACCCGACCGUAACCUACGACCAAGUCCACGAAGUCGUGUCCUCUGCCGACAAGUUGAAGGCGCUCAGUCGACAGGCCGGUGCCCCAAACCCAUUCGCCCUACUACACGCCUACUUCGGCAAAUUGGCAAUGGGAACGGAAAAAUCGAACGACGCCUGCGCCGAGGCGUUCGUGCUCGUCGAACCCGACACGGUGGUGGAGAACGGGAUGGUGACGUUGCGGGUGCAAUUUAGGAACCUUAGGAGAACCUCCCUCACCGGGGUGAACCUGAAAAUCGAGUGGAUUCGGGCGGACGCGUAUACACCGGAAGUUAAAUUCGCGACCGGGAUCUUUUCGUAUACAGGUAUCUUCGCUCUCGACGGAACUCAAAGCCUACCAGCCGGCACCUCAUUCCGCGCAACUGCAAAGUACACAACAGCCCCCGUACUCCCGCUAAAACGGGACGUAUUUUAUCAGCCGAUCGUCGUCAUCUCGUUCGAAAACGAGGGCACGCGAACGAUACAAAAGCUCGAGACCCCGGACUUGAAGAUUACGCCAAAGCCAAACUUACAAGUCUACUACCUCCUUAAGUCCAAUGGUGACGACUCGAAGCUGUUCAACAUUACCGCAAUCUUUGCCAACAAGGGCUACGUCCCCCUCGACAACGUGAAAGUGAUCAACACCGCGUUGGAGAUCCUGGGGCCUAACCUUGGCCCCGUCGGCUACCGCAUCGAGGGCCUGGCGGUGGAUGGGAGACAGAGAAAUGGAGCGCUCAGCUACGAGCUCGGCACGAUCAGACCGGGCGCUACGAAGACAGCUGCGUACCAAAUUUCAGCACUGGACGUGGGAAAACUUUCGUCAAUCCGAGCUCAAGUGCUUGCUGGCGGCAAAUUGCUACCCCUCGACGACAACAAGGCGUUCACUGUCAAGCAGCUGCUCAAUAAAGGUCUCCUCAUUUCUCCGCUGGACACACCGCAACCCGAAUUCUUCUUCGACACCGCGACGGCCGCCGUCACGAACCUGAUUCAUCUCCAAAAUAUUAAGACAACCAGCACCGAUUCCACCGCCGACGGCCGACCCUACAAGCACAUUCUGGCCGUCUUCUCCAACCCGGAAUCGACGGCAUUUUCCGGAUCGCUUCUCGGCAAAGUGCAACUCCCGGCCAUGCCAUCAACGUUCCGCUUGAUACGGCUAACCGAGGUGGACGCCAAACUCUCCACUACGCAACGCAACCUGAACGGCGCCCGGUGGACCGAGGCUGAGGGAAACUCGCUAAACUUUAUCGAUAAGGAGGCGACGCUGCCAUUGCCGUUGAACACCAUCUCCUACGAGGCCAUCUUCGGGGAUCCGGCCCAGUUUGACGAGCCGGUUUUCGAGAAGGGAUCUUAUCGGAUUCAGUUACUCCCGGAAUCGUGGCCAACGCCCGGGUCCAAAGUUGGAAGUGUAGCAGCGUACACCCCGGACGGCAGUCCAUUGGAAUACGCGUUAUACAGCCGCACCGGCGAUGUCACCUACGCUAUCGACAGUCAAACGGGCGAGAUCUACGCCGAGCGGCUGCCCCCGGAAAACCAGGACCGAUGCCUGAUCGUCGAGGCCAAGACCAAAAACGGCAAAAUCGAGCGCGUGCCAUUGACCAUUAACACGGGCGGGGCCCAGAAGGGGUGUGUCGCUAUCGAUACCUCGGAGUUGAAGCCGCUUCUGCAUUCGGAAAACGAAAAUCCGGGAGCCCCGACCGAAUCCCCAUGGAAAACGACCGGAACCUGGACAACUGUCACCACAUCAAAACGUACACUAACCACAUAU
Molecule: messenger RNA, 6561 nt
Organism: Mesorhabditis spiculigera
Lineage: Eukaryota; Metazoa; Nematoda; Chromadorea; Rhabditida; Rhabditidae
Source: the annotation of a GenBank genome assembly